This is a messenger RNA of Linum trigynum, 1715 nucleotides long. The record is from the annotation of a GenBank genome assembly. Lineage: Eukaryota; Viridiplantae; Streptophyta; Magnoliopsida; Malpighiales; Linaceae.
AGGAAGUGGUUACACUUGGCUAAUUCCUAGGGUGACAGUAGAGUCGAGUCAAGUUUUUGGCGCCGUUGCCGGGGACGGCUAGGUUGUUGAAGAAAAGUGAUUUCUGUUAAUUUAGCCUUUUUCUUUUUGCUUUGUUUGCUUUGUCCCACUUGUGCCUUCACGGGUUUGCUUGCUUGAGUGUGUGCAGGUAGUGCAUGACCCGUAGCCAGUCGGGAGGUUUACUGCCGUUGAAUCCAGAGAUUGACCGCACCUGUCGCCAGUUCAGGAGACAACAGCGAGCUAGACUGGCUACGGAAGAGCGCAUAGACGGCCACCUGAGUAGCGAUUCUGAAGAAGAGUACGGGAUGGACGGAGACUACAAUCAGCACCAGGGGAAUCCGCAGCAGGUUCCCCCGGUGAAUCAGGUCCUGGGGAACAACCCCAUACCCCAGGAUCAUGGAGUUCAUCAUCCACAGCAGCCGGGUCCCACCAUGGAGUACUACUACACUCCGCGGAUUGCUGACAUCCGCCCGGUCAUUCUCUACCCGCCUAUCCCAGCAAACAACUUCGAGAUCAAGCCAUGCUGGAUUCAGCUCAUUACAUCUUCCAUCCAGUUCCAUGGCUUGAAGGAUGAGGAGGCCAGGGUACAUCUGUCCCGUUUUCUGCAGUUGACGAACGGGUUCAAGCUUAAUGGUGUCCCGGAUGAUGCAAUCCGCCUUCAUCUUUUCCCCCAUUCUCUGGCGGGGAAUGCUAAGAGGUGGUUGGAAACCCAGCCUCCAUUGUCCAUCACCUCUUGGGACGAUCUGGCUGACAAGUUCGUGCACAGGUACUAUCCGGCAUCGAAGACUACAGAGAUUCAGCGGGAGAUCACUCACUUCCGCCAGGAGCCAGAUGAGUCACUUCGUGAUGCAUGGGAGCGGUACAUGGGAUAUUUCUGGCAGUGUCCCCACCAUGGCUUUAGUGAUGCAUUCACAGUGGGGAACUUCUACAGUGCCCUCUCCCCAGAUAGCCAGAGAGUGAUUGAGUCUCUAUGCCCAGGAGGGGAUAUUCUCACUAAGACUCCACCCGAGCUGAACCAGAUGAUUAAUACAUUGGCUGCCAGAGAUCAUUCCUGGGGGCAAAGCAGCAGAGGCAGACAUUCCCGGGACCGUGGUGUGCACGCCAUGGAGUCCAGAUCCGGACUCGAGCAGCAGGUAGCUGAGCUGGUGCAGACAUUGAAGCAGCCCAACAGUCUUAUUCCGGGCAGAGCUUUUUGGCAUCAGUUUUUGGGGCCAGGAUGAUCAUUUUUUUUAUCCAAUUCGUUCUUUUGUUUGAUCGAAUUUUACAAUGUUUUAAAGCAUUGGUGCUUUAGUUUUUGCCUUUAUGGUACAACUUUAGGUUGUACCUAUAGGUGUCAAAACAUAGCCCGACCUGAUUAACCCGCCCGAUCGACCCGACCCGCAACCCGAUCGCAACCCGAAUUGACUAAAAGUCAACAACCCGUAACCCGCCCGACCCGCAACCCGAUUGACCCGCAACCCGAUUAACCCGCAACCCGACUAACCCGCAACCCGAUUAACCCGAACCCGAUUGACCCGCAACCCGACUAACCCGCAACCCGAUUAACCCGAACCCGAUUGACACGAACCUGACUAACCCGUGACCCGACCGACUCAACCCAAAUUUCAUCUAAUCCACUUGAAUAAUUAUAAAAAUAUACAAUACAUAGUUUUUCAAAAUAAAGUUUUUCAUUCUAA